Messenger RNA from Polyodon spathula (Mississippi paddlefish), 5607 nucleotides. RefSeq lists its product as uncharacterized. The record is from RefSeq and is a predicted model, not a curated record. The coding region runs from base 6 to 4877 and encodes 1623 amino acids. The transcript is spliced from 2 exons. NCBI's taxonomy places the organism in Eukaryota, Metazoa, Chordata, Actinopteri, Acipenseriformes, Polyodontidae. Gene Ontology annotation, biological process: regulation of transcription by RNA polymerase II. Gene Ontology annotation, cellular component: nucleus.
AAUAUAUGCAUGAGGAUUGCAGUGUUUCAGCUAUUCAAAAUAAGGACUAUAAUAGACCUUUUUCUUAUUCAGACACUGAUUUUUUCAAUUUUGAAAAUAAGGUACAUCAGGAAAUACAAAGUUUCAAAGAACACAGAAUGACAGACAGGUGUUGUGUUCAGCCUUGUAAACUAAAUUUCUGCCUGUGCCUAAAGAAGAUACAUUGCUUAUCAUGCCAAAGUACAGCUAUCGGAUGCAUUAACAAAAUGGUCAGUCGCAGAAGUUGUGAUGCUUACAGCCAUUAUAGAUGCCCUAGUUCCUACCAAAAUUAUCAUAGUUGUGCAUGUGCUGCCGCCACUGCAACAAGCCCUCAAGUUAAACCUCUGAAAAUAUGUAAUCCAUUGGAAGCCAGUAAUGAUUGUGAUAGAACCGGCAGCCCAUCUCCACCUCCAUUAUCGCCCAUAACAAUUGACAAUAUUGAUAAAUACGGAGAAAGCACAGGUUGUCCAGUGUUAGUUCACAACAGAAGUGAAAUAAGCAGUAAUCUGUCUCAAUCCCUUUUGUCGCAUGAAGAGGAAGGUGAUGUUGAGAAAGAGUCAAAUAAAGAGACAAACUGUACUAAAAUACAACCAGCUAAUGAGGCGGGUGAUGCACAUUCAGAAUAUGCUGAGGAGGAGUUAGAACAAACUGAAAGUGGAUCUUUGAUUCAUGAUCUAUUGGAGCGAAUAAAUGAAAAGCUGAAACCACUGGAAAAAGAAUCAAGUCUAGCAAAUGUAGCUGCUAAUGAAAAUGUAGAAAAAAACGAAAAUAUUCAUUUAGGAGACAUUAUAACAGCUGUUCUGCACAAAAACAAUGGUAAGAAUGAUUAUAAUUUAAAGGAGCUUCUUAGUCAGCAUGAGAAAAGUGUGGAAAAUAAAACCAUUCAAACUCGUUUCCGCAGAAGGCAAGAAACUCUAAUCGCAAUAAGUCACUCUCCCGACUCUUCCUCCUCACGCCGUCAAACGGUACAGAUUAAAAGAGAAAUUGCUAGUUUUGACCAGUCUUUCUUUAGGAGAAAUCCAGCAGUGGAAAGAAGUGGGAAAAAACCUGACAAAAAAAACUCAGUUACACCAUGCAUGGAAGCAAUGCCUUUAGUUUGUGAUCCUGAAGAUGUUUCUGUUAAAAAUGGGCAACCUGCUAAUGCUCAUCAAGUUCCAUCCUACCAAGCCCAAACCUGUGAGCUGCCUUCAUUAGGUCUUCAGGAUGAUCCAAUACAAAUUUCACUUUGUGAAUCAAAUUAUUCAACCACAGAAAGUCAUCCAAAGAUAUCAAAAAGCACUGACCUAACCUUGAAAACACCACAUAAAAAUAGUGAUGUAACUGCAGAUGAAGAAAAGCAAAUAAAUGUAGAAGCAAAGGGCGUGUCCAAACCUGAGGAUGUUGGCGAUUCAGGAAGAGCUCAAAGAAAUAUUGUUCCUCCUGAACGAUUUUCCAUGUAUGUUACAGAGCCAAGAAAGAUGUACCUUGCUGCCUGCUUUUCCGAAAGCCUUUUCAUUCAAAAAUCUCCCAAAGUUAAAAAAUCUUCUAAAGAUUGUGUGAGUAAUAGUGCAGCCACAAAUGUACCUCGUAAUGGAAUUUCUGCCCUGUGGAAGGAUCAGAUUAAAAGUUGUGAAGCUGCAAAUGUGACUCCAGAUUUCAACAAUCCAGCUCUCCCAGAGAAUAUGCCUUUGAAUCUUUGUAACAGAUCAACACGGAGAAAUAAAGCUAGGGAGCCAGAAGAGGCUAGUGCUUUAAAAUCUUCAAGUAUUACAUAUAAUGAAAACAAUGGCAAAAAACAGUAUGCACAGAAACGGAAAAAGCAUUUAGUUUCCAGUUCUUCAAUAUGUUUGAGGUCUUCUGUCGCCCGUGUUAAAGAAAACUCACAGUCACAUUCUAAUAGUACUGAAAGUUCUGAGAAUUGUUCAUUCGUCACCAAUUCUAGCACACCCAUCAGCAAAACUGAUCUCCUCCAGAAUGUGUCGGAUUCAUUUGAAAAUAAUUCUGCGACUAACUAUACUAGUCCAAUAAGACUGAUGUAUGUUUCUCAAACAAAAAGUACUGAUGGGGUGAAAUACACAUUAACUUCGCAUUCGAAUACCAGUACGCAAUGUGGUUCACUUCUCCCUUGCUUUGAAAGUGUAAUUAAUGAGGAUGAAGCAAAUGUACAGCAAGAAACAAGGAAUGAUGAAGAGGCCAUGUACUCACAAACCUGUGAAGCUGGUAAUGAUAGGGUUGGCACCAGUAAAGAUGUGUAUACUACUGAAGCAGAGAGAGCACUGCCUAGUAAUGAAAAUAACUCUGAGUGUAAUGAUCAGAAAGAGAAAGAAAAUCCUCCAGAUACUCACAUAGAGAUGAAUGACUCUUUUCUAAAAAGAAAACCUGGCCGACCCAAAAAACUCGGGCCACAAAUUGAAAAACGGGUGAAGAGACCAAUUGGUAGACCACCAAAACAUAAGACUGAUUGCUCUGAAUCUAUUUCUAGUAAGAGUAGUGCUGUAGAUAGCAGUGCUGAUUGUUCACUGGCCAAAGAAGAUGAAUCCAGUAACAAGACUAUCAAAGUCACUGUGGUCUAUGGGCGAUCUAGAAGAAUAAAGCGCCUCGUGUCUGAAGGUGAUGAUAAUAUUAGUAAAGAUACAGAUUUUCAAAAUGGCUCCUGUGAAAACCAAAGAGAAAAAGAAGAUUCAGAGGCAGAUUUAGAAGAACCCUACAGAAGUGGUCACUCCAAGCAAGCUAGUAAAAAGCAAGUGGAAGACAAUCACUUUGACUUUGUAAGGCCUGUAAAAGACAAGGAGGGUGUGCCUCACCCUAGCAGCAACAUUAUUUGUCAAAAUCGAAAGGGUAUGGCUGCUAUGAGAAAGCCAGGGCGACCUGCAAAGGUGAGAAUUUCAGGCAUCUCGGUAACUGUUAACACAGUUUCCCCAAAGCAAAGGAAAAUUUGUAUUUGCAGGGAAUUGUCAGAAGUGCUUGAUGAGGAAUCUGAGCCAACCAAACCAGAAAUGGAUGACCAUGAACGUGCCACAAAAGAGCAAAUGGUUAAACAACCUUCAAAUGACAGUAGUGUAAGCCAGUCAGAGAAUGAAGACAAAAAAGUAAGAAACAAAAAAAGACCUGUACUGCCUUUAAGGCAUUCCAACAGAGUCAGGAAACCUUCACUACACUUCCUGCACUCUGUGGCAACUUCUAGAGCAUUCUCUCAUAGUAAUGCCUUGCUACGCAAAUCUCGAAAACUGCUGUUAAACAAAGCUGAUAGUGAAACUACGAGACAUCGCCUGGCAAGCCUUGAAGUACCAAGCAAUGAUACCUCAGAAGUUACAUUUUUAGAGACUGAAAGUAAAAAUCCUCUGCGUGAACAGGUGGAUUUUAGCCAUAUAUGUGAAUUGUCAGAAGAUUCAAUUUUUGCAUCAAAUGCAGCUCUCAGGUGGUGGCCUAUCUCAACUUCAAAGGAUAGUUUACAAGAGGAGCUGCACAGAAGAUUUCAGCAAAUAACUAACAGCUGGCACUCCGUUGAUGUUGGAGAACUGGGAAAUGAACAAAGGGAAAGGGAAUGCGCAGUCCAAGACAGGACAUGGGCAGUGCCGAGAAGUGAACUUCAAGAAAACCAAGUGUCAGCUGUUAAAAUGUUAUUUCAGAAACACUGUGAUAUGAAUAACCUUUGUGCUUGGUUCAUGCAAACCACAGAAACACAGUCCUUGACCAUAGUAAGAAAGACAAAUGCUCACAAUCCUUCCAAAGUUCUCCAUUACAAUGACACCAGAGCAGUAAACAGAACUGGUAUCUGCCCCAAUCCGCCAGCAGAGCGUUUAAGCAAACACGUCAAAAAAUUUGUACAAACAUCCCCUACAAGACAUUUUCAGAUAGAAGACAGAAUGAGAAAGAGGAGAUUACAUGUAAGGAGGAGGCUGGUAUUAGGCAAACAUGGCACCAUUUCAUCAAUGAUCUUGAACAAGCAAACCAAACAAUUGGGAGAAAACAUAAUGCAUAGAAAUGAAAAAAAUCCUUGGAGAAGAAAGUCCAAAUUCAUGUACGGAGCGCAAAUCUAUAAGAAACUAGCGAGAAGGCAAAACACCCUAGCUCUGCCCCUUGUUAAAACUUCUACAGAAAUCCAAAUGGAAAACCAUGAAACCCUGUUUCCAGAUACAAUGCCAUCUUCCUUUAUAGGAAUCCAGAGUCAUGCACUGAACUUGCCAAACACCACUGGGGAAUUGAUUAACCAGCAGCAACAGCAGAGCACAACAGAAGAGCCUGACCUUGAAGAGAAAAUCUCUACAGAUAGGAGCCCAGAAACCUUGAAGGAAUGUAGGGUUUUUCUGACAAAAAUCAGCCCUCUAGAAAAAAAGAUCCAUACUGAAAGCAACAACCUUCAGUCACAAUACACAGUUUUAGAUAAAUCUGUUCAAGCAGAAAGCAGCAAGACAGAUUGUGAAAUUGAAGAACGUAAUUUUUGCACAGUGAGACUGUACAAUGUUCUCUCUGCAAGUAACAGCGUGGUUCCUGUCAGUAAAGAAAGAGAAGAGCAAGCAAGCAAGUCAGAAAAUGACAGCAGCAUUAAAAAGGUUGCAUCUGAAGGAACAAGGCAUUCUACAAGAAAGAACAUAAUUUGUCAGCAAACAAAUAAUGAUGAGUCAUUAUGCGACAAAAAAUCAGAUGGAAACUUUAAAACUGGAAGGAUAACUAUUCUAACAAGAAAAAGAACUGGUCUCAGUCUUGAAGAAGCUGCAAAAAAGAGAAGACCAUCUUUGACUGGGUGGCCAUCGGGAAGGAACUCUCAUUGGUUGUUAGGGCCUUUAACCCCCCCUCUGCGACAGCCCUGGCGUGAAAGAAGUGGAAAUAGAGCUGCAGUGUUCUCUAUGACCCCAAUUAAUGUGCUGUCUUUGGACUGAUCGUGCGGAGGCAUAUUUAGAAAGAUAGCAACUCUUUGUUUUUGUGUCAUGUAGUUUAAAUGUCUCUCCCCAUAGCCCAGCAAACACCCUUGUAUUAGUAUCAGGCAUUUGUUUCAAGUCUAAUGCUUCUGGCACAGUGCGGAUUGGUUACAUUUCAUAGCGGUAACACAAAUUCAGAGAUUCUGCUAGAAUGCCACAGUACUCUAAAGAUAGCUGCUCUGCUGUUUUACUAUUGCAGUGAUUUAGUGUAUAGCACUAGCUUGACUAAAACAAUACAAUAAAAAUGACUGAGUUGAAAUUUUGGCCUUUAUUGUAAAAUGGGAACUGUAUAUUUGGUAUGUAACUUUUUAUUUUAUUUGCUGUGUCUGUUACUACAUUUGGACUAGUUAGUUCUCUGCUCAUGUAGAAAUACUAUAUAGUCUUAUUUGUUUAAACGUUUGACAAGUAAUUGUACUAUUAUGUUUUUUUUUUUAUUUGUAUAUUUUUAUUUUUUUGUAUUUUUACAUGUUACAAUUUGGUUUUAUUAUUGUUAGUUUUGUGGCUGGUAAACUGUCAACCUUUUGACUUCUGCUUAAAUUGCUUUGAAAGCAGAAACACUGUUGAAUUUAUUGGACCAACACCGAAGUUCAAAACAUCCAAGCUUUUUCCAGAUUCCAGUAUAUAUUAUAAUAGGGCUGUCAAGCGAUUAAAAAAAAAGAAUUUUGGGUAAUCUCAGUUUUAAUCGCAUAUU